Aegilops tauschii subsp. strangulata is the source of this 2031-nucleotide messenger RNA. RefSeq names its product probable DNA primase large subunit. Gene Ontology annotation, biological process: DNA replication initiation; DNA replication, synthesis of primer. Gene Ontology annotation, cellular component: alpha DNA polymerase:primase complex. Lineage: Eukaryota; Viridiplantae; Streptophyta; Magnoliopsida; Poales; Poaceae. The record is from RefSeq and is a predicted model, not a curated record.
AACUCGGAAGAAAAAUCCCCAAUCCCCUUCUCCUAGCCCCCGCCGCAGAGGAGAGAGAGAGAGAGAGAGAGAGAGAGCGAACGAGCGAGCGAGAGAGAGGGCCUCAUUCCGCCGCGCUUGGAACCAAACACCCACAGCCAUGGAAAUCGUGCGAUCCCAACGGCAGCUCGCGGCGGCGGCCGCAGCCGCCAGCGGCGGAGGCAGCGGCGCGGGGGCCCUGCCAACGUACCGUGUGGCGCCGCAGCUGGAGGUGCGGCUGGAGGAGUUCGAGCUCUUCGCCAUCGACCGCCUGCGAGUGCUGAAGGGGAUCUCGGAUGGGCUAUCGCGGGGGAAGAGGCCGGAGGAGAUGGAGAAACUGGUAAGCGAAUUGUGGAAGGCACAUAUGAGGCACCAGGAUCCAGCAGAGACUUUGAACAAGGACAUAAUAUCUCACUUUGUGCUCCGUCUUGUAUACUGCAGAACGGAGGAAUUGCGUAAGUGGUUUCUCUCCAUGGAAAAUACACUGUUUCGGUAUCGCUUUCGUCUCGAGAGUCCUGAAUCACAGAGGCUUCUUAUGAGUGAGUUUCAGCUUCCAUACAAAGCAUUGCCACACUCGGAAUUCGAGGCUGUGAAAGAUAAGUUAAGCCAAGUUGCACGUUCCAUUGGUCAAUCGGCAAGCGUUGAAUCUGUGUUCUUCAAGGUACCUUUUGAAGAAGUUCCAGAUCUUGUUGCCAGCCGCCGAGUAUUCCUUUCAAAGGGCUAUGCUUAUGUUGCGAUGAGUCAGGUGGUUUCACUUGUGGUAACCCAGUUCCGCUGCAAUAUCUCAAAGGCACUUGUUUUAACAAAUAGGAAAUGGACUGCGACCAUUAAGGAACAAGAAAAGGAUAGGUUGACUCCUAUUGUUGAAGCGUUAAGCAAUGCAUAUUUUGGACCUGAUUACUCUCAGCCAAAUGAUGCUACUGAGAUUUCGCCGAAGGAUAUUGAUCAACUGGCUAGAACUUCUUUCCCUCUUUGUAUGCGCCAUAUGCUAGAGAAGUUGAGAGAAAACCAUCAUCUCAAACACGGGGGUAGAAUGCAGUUUGGUCUUUUCCUCAAGGGUGCUGGGCUAAAGCUGGAGGAUGCUCUCACAUUUUGGAGAUCGGAAUUCUCUCAGAAGGUUGGCUCUGAGCGAUUUGACAAGGAAUAUGCAUAUAGUAUCAGACACAAUUAUGGAAAAGAAGGAAAACGAACGGAUUACACUUCAUAUUCAUGUCAAAAGAUCAUCUCCGCUACACCUGGCGUUGGUGAUCAUCAUGGUUGCCCUUAUCGACAUUUUGGUGAAGAGAACCUGAGAGCAGCUCUCAACAAUAUGGGUGUCGGUGGAAAUGCUUUGGAAGGGAUACUCGAUAAAGUGAAGAACAGGCAUUACCAGCUAGCUUGCACAAUGACUUUCGAGGCAACUCAUGGUGUGUCAUGUGAUACCGGAAUCAAUCAUCCUAAUCAGUAUUUCAGCGAAAGCCAGAAAGUCUUGCAAGCUAAGAACCAAACAGUACAGAGUCAGUUAUCGACCUAAGUUGGGAUGCUCCUGCAGAAAGCAGUCCAUCCACCAAGUAGAAACCCAGCAGCUCGGUGUCGAAUCAAGAGUGGUGCUUGACUGCAACGUUGCCAGUACAUGGAGAUCAAGUUUGCUCAUGUUUAGCCUGAUGUGUGGAGCGACAUAAGCUGCUCGCUGGGGUUGGGGGAGUUCCAACUGCCGGUCCAUGGGGUCGCAUCCUGUGCUACUAUUAGCAACAUAAGAGAAACUUAAUCUAUUGUCGUACAACAGUACUCGUCAAAAUGAGAGCGAAUAGAGAUUGAUAUGGAUUUUGGUAGUACUGAAUCUUCUAGUACCACCGACUUGUGAACACCCUGAUCAGUUGUGCUGCUUCUUGGAGAGGAAUAUUAUGGAGUACGUACGCAUGUUCUUCAUUUCAUAUAGGCGUCUGUUGAUGUUUUGUAGAAGGCAGAAAAAUCACUAAAUACUGACCAGAGAUAUCCUACUGCCAUCUUACUGUUAAACAUUUGGAACAUCAA